AAGGAGAAAAACUACCAUGGCUUCCAGUUCUUUGAUAAAACCUCAGACGCGUGGCCUUCUGGCCAAGCGUCUGCGAUUUCAUAUUGUUGGAGCAUUCGUUGUCUCCUUGGGAGUUGCAGCUUUCUAUAAGUUUGCUGUGGCUGAACCAAGAAAGAAGGCAUAUGCAGAUUUCUACAGAAAUUAUGAUUCCAAAAAAGAUUUUGAGGAGAUGAGGAAGGCUGGUAUCUUUCAGAGUGCAAAGUGAUUUUGGAAUAUAAAGAAUUUCUUUGGGUUGAGUUCCAUGGAAGUUUGUCACUUACCUGUGUUCCUGAACUAUGAACUACUAAUAUCUGGGCUAAGGAACAGU
This is a messenger RNA of Balaenoptera ricei (Rice's whale), 346 nucleotides long. RefSeq names its product cytochrome c oxidase subunit 6C-like. The transcript has a single exon. The record is from RefSeq and is a predicted model, not a curated record. Gene Ontology annotation, biological process: mitochondrial electron transport, cytochrome c to oxygen. Bases 17 to 244 code for a protein of 75 amino acids. Lineage: Eukaryota; Metazoa; Chordata; Mammalia; Artiodactyla; Balaenopteridae.